GAGAUUUUGCAAGCCGCUACAACUUUGGCGAUCCUCAUGCUGUUAAUUAUUUCAUCGUGAGCUGGGGAACCCGUAAAUCUCAGCGUUGAAAUUUACUAUUGAACCGCAACACAAUAAUUUUGAUUGUCAUUCCAAAUAAGAGCGAUUUUUUGACCGGGUAGACUACUACUGCCUUCAGUAUAGAAACGUGAUGUUUGUCUGAGUUUAGUGGCUUUGUAUUACAAUGCGCAUGUUAAAAGACAAAGACAGCCAAUGGCUGGAAUUCCUUCCAGUAUAUUCUUUUUUAGCAGCCAUUUCAUCACAGUAUUUGGUCUGCGGUAAAAUAGACGAGGAUCACCGACGGCCUAUAUUACCAAGUAGUUUGGAUGUUAAAAACGCUUUUGAAAAACACAAAAUAAUAUCUGAUGGUCUUAUUCCGAGGGCACCGGAUAGAUUUAUGGUGGUUAAAUUUCGGAAUAAUCGCACGGUCGAAUUAGGAAAUUUUCUGACAUUCGAUGAAACGUGGGAAAUUCCAGGUUUCAUUUAUUGGGAUGCUGAUCCUGGGUGUAUACACACGCUAAUAUUCCUCAAUAUUGAUCAUCCGAAUGAAUUCUUCCCCCAAAAACGCCAGUACCUUCAGUGGUUGGUGGGGAACAUCCCAGAGGCAAGAGUCGAAAAUGGGAGAAUAUUGUCAUCUUACUUGAUGCCUAUUCCUCCACCUGUUCAGUACGGAACCCAUAGGCUUUUGUUUCUCGCUUAUAAGCAACCAAGGACCACAAUUGAGUUCUCUGAGCCAUUUUUGCCUGCUUUGCCUUUACCGAAAUCACGUGCAAACUGGACGUUGUCAGAAUUCGUAAACAAAUAUGAUUUGAUUGGACCAGUUGCGGGUAACUUUUAUCAAAUAAAUUGGCAGGAGGAGGGUAAUAAUUUAGAUGAUGAUAAAAGACCAAAAAUCGAAAACAAAAUAUCUCUCUAACCUUCACAAUAUUGUUUCUUCUGGUUUGAUUUGAAUUUAAGAUAUGAAAUUCUAUACUUCUCUCUCGUUUUUGUUGAAACCACUCAUACAGACCAGUCCGUAGGAGAGAAAUAAAACAUGAAUGAAAGAAGGACAUAAAAUAAUUAUAAAAAUUCACUAAAAAAAUGACACAAUUACAAAACACUUUGAUGGAGAAAGGAUUAUAUUUGAAAAAAAAAAAAAAAAAAAAAAAAAAAAAAAACCGCAUGUAUCUGCUAAUUUCAUUUUUUGGAGGAAAUAAGAAAUAAUGUCGGGCCGCAAGCAGCUAGAGUAAGUGAUAUCAUUUUUUGUAAGGUUCGUUUGUAGAAGGAACAUAAAGAAAAUACAUUUUUGUCCAAAGUUACAUAUUCUGAACAAUUACUUUUACAAAAAUA
This is a messenger RNA of Bemisia tabaci, 1368 nucleotides long. The record is from RefSeq and is a predicted model, not a curated record. Lineage: Eukaryota; Metazoa; Arthropoda; Insecta; Hemiptera; Aleyrodidae.